Molecule: messenger RNA, 900 nt
Organism: Pollicipes pollicipes
Lineage: Eukaryota; Metazoa; Arthropoda; Thecostraca; Pollicipedomorpha; Pollicipedidae
Product: thymidine phosphorylase
Exons: 7
Coding region: 1-900 (299 amino acids)
Biological process (GO): pyrimidine nucleobase metabolic process; pyrimidine nucleoside metabolic process; intracellular protein transport
Cellular component (GO): cytosol
Molecular function (GO): pentosyltransferase activity; small GTPase binding; 1,4-alpha-oligoglucan phosphorylase activity
Source: RefSeq, a predicted model, not a curated record
AUGGUUAAGAUGCACAAAAUCAUCGGUUUCGCCCCGAGCCUGCUACAGAUUGUCAUGAACAAUCAGGUGGAGGUGCCAGUGCGCCAGUCUGGUGGCAUCUACUUGAAGAACAUGGUGGCGCACAGCUGGCGGGACCCCACAUACAAUCUUAAGCACACACCUGGCAAGGUGAUGCCCUUCCACAUCCACGAGCAGGACUGCGCCGUGCUGCGAGACACGAUCGUGGACGCAGCGUCCAUCAUUAGCAAGAAGGCGGCAGAGGGGCUGAGGGCGCUGGUGUUGGACGUUAAGUACGGCUCCGGGGCAUUUAUGAAGGAGUUCGACGAGGCGCGUGACACAGCGCAGCUACUGGUAAACACUUCCAAAGGAAUGGGGAUCAGCACCGCCGCCCUGGUCACCAACAUGGACUCGCCCAUCGGGCGGGCGGUCGGUAACGCGCUGGAGGUGGCCGAGUCCAUCGCCUGUCUGCGAGGGGAGGGCGCCCCGGACCUGGUGGAGCUGGGUUGCCGCCAGAUGGCCACCGCCCUCCACGACGGCUCGGCGCUGGACAAGUUUCAGCAGAUGCUGGAGAGCCAGGGUGUUAGCCAGCAGAGCGCGCGGCAGCUCUGUCGCGGCGACCCGUGGAGUGUGCUGACCAAGGCGGACCACGUCGAGUCCGUGCCGGCCACCGCUACUGGAUAUGUCAGCAAUAUCGACGCCAUGACGGUGGCUCAGGUGUGCCUGUCGCUGGGCGCCGGCCGCAGGAAGGCCGCUGACACCGUCGAUCAUCGUGUGGGCGUCACGCUCGCCGUCCGUCCCGGCGAACGCGUGCAAGCCGGCCAGGCCUGGGCCCAGAGGAAAGAAGAGGACCGUGACGAGUCGCUGCGCCUCCCCGGGGCCGCUUCCAACAAAUCAAGAUAG